Messenger RNA from Eupeodes corollae, 7329 nucleotides. It is a transcript of the gene kon, whose product is annotated as chondroitin sulfate proteoglycan 4. The coding region runs from base 69 to 7124 and encodes 2351 amino acids. The record is from RefSeq and is a predicted model, not a curated record. NCBI's taxonomy places the organism in Eukaryota, Metazoa, Arthropoda, Insecta, Diptera, Syrphidae. The transcript is spliced from 13 exons.
AUGUUGCAUAGUGCGGUGCGUAAAUCGUAUAGGGCUAUGAAUAAGACAUCAUCAUCAUCAUCAACAUCAUGAACAUCAACGUUGGGAAUCAAUUAAUAAUUUGUAUGUUAUUGGUCAUCAUAUUAAAUAUCGGCUCAAUAAAUCCAAUGAAAGUUUCAUUUUAUGGAGAUGGAUAUAUUACCAUGCCGCUGCAGGAAGCAAAAAUGUCGACCAACAUUCGCAUAAAAUUUCGAACUCAACAAGAGAAUGCAUUCCUCUUUUUAGCUGACGGAAGAACUGACUAUUGUCUAAUUCGUUUGGAUGGAGGCAUCAUAAAUUUUACUUUCAAAAUUGAUAGAGAUGUCAUACAGUUGAUUUCACCAAAAAAACAAAAACUAAAUGAUUUGGAGUGGCAUGACAUAGCCAUCCAAAGAUACGAUAGCAACAUAACUCUUCAAGUAGAUGCAAGUAUUAUUCGAAAAUCUUUAAGGAACGGGCUAUCGGCUUUCAAUGUCCAUUACGGAACAUAUUUGGGUGGAGUUGGUGAGUUCAGAGCUGAAUAUGUUAAGGAUGUUAACAAUUUUCGAGGUUGUAUAUCUGAUGUCUUCUAUAAUAACAUAAAUAUAAUCAAACGAGCAAAAGAACGUAUUAGUCAUACAACGAGUAUUGGAGUAUCGUGGACAUGCAGUAGUGAGUUCGACGCGGGAGCCAUUGAGCCCAUAAGCUUUUUAAAUGAUGAUUCGUUUGGACUUCUAGUAAAGGAAAACAAUCCAACUGCAGAAUCGAUUCUUUUUGAACUUCGCACCAUAGAACCAUCGGGUUUGGUAUUUUUCAACGGAGGCUAUGAUUUUAUCCUCGUUGAAAUUCAAGACGGUGUUCUUCAUCUUAUUUUCAACAAGGGCGGGACAAUACUCAAACUAACUUCCAAUAACAAGGUAUCGGAUGGUGAAUGGCACCAAGUUGAAAUACUUUAUGAUGACGUUGAAGUUAAAUUUGUGGUUGAUAAAAUUGCUUCCAUGGAGAAUAUUGCGAACCUUUCUAAUAGUACAAUACAGUUGGAAAAAAGUUUCUUUGUUGGAGGUGUUCCGGAAAAAAUGCGUAGAAAACUUUCGAGUGAAGGUCUUAAAGUCAAUGACCAAAGUUUGAAGGGAUGUUUACGUGCUAUUGUAGUUAACGACUAUACCUUGGGAUUUCCUCAAAUGCGAGCCAGCAAUAAAUUGUCGGUGGAUUGUGUUUGGAAGUAUCCUUGUAUUGAAGAACAACCUUGCUUACUCAGUGGCGUGUGUAAUCAGUGGAGUGUUGAUGAAUUUAUUUGUUACUGCGAUCAGGCGUAUUGCAUCAAGGCUGAUUAUCAAGGUCCUUUCAAGAUUUUCGCAGAAUCCAGUACGGAAACUGAACUUCUCAAUAUUUCACCAUUACAACUUCUAGAAGGAGGAACAAUAUUCAUAACAUCGCUAAAUAUUGAUCUCCUAAUCGAACUUAAGAGACAAGAUAUUCCUGACCUAACCGUCAGAUUCAUAAUUGUACAUCAACCUAAAUACGGCACGAUCUUACAUUUCUCCAGAGACAAAAAUAAUUUUGUUCCUGUUGUUUCUUUUGGUCUAGACGAUUUGAGCACCGAUAAAUUGAAAUACGUUCACAAUGGAGCAGAAAGCUUCAACGAUCAUGCAACAAUCGAUAUGCAAAUCGAUGGUCCACCACAUAAAGUACCAGAUUACAUUUUGGGGAAACAUCGUUUUCUUUUGCAUGCUAACGUUACGCCGGUCAAUGAUCCUCCACAAUUACGAAUUCCAAGAAAUAAAAUUCUACGACUGAUUGAGGGCAUUGAAAGAGUAUUGGAUGCUGAUUUAUUUUCGAUUGAAGACCCAGACAGUCCCCCAAAUGCUUUGAUUUACUCUAUCCUACCAACAAAAGUUCCAAAAGAAAAUGAAGGACGUUUCGAGGUCGAUGGGAAACCUACUGAAACUUUUUCCCAAAAAGAUAUUGAUAUGGGAAGAGUGACUUACUUAUAUAAUACGACAACAACAGAAACGUUUUCUUACAAUAUCAAGCUUCAAGUCUCUGACGGAAUUGAGACUAGCGACACGGUUAAUCUUCCUGUUUCUGUCCAUCCAUUGGAAUUGAGACUUGUUAACAAUACGGGACUUAUAAUGAUUCAUAAAUCGUUUCUUUUUUUGACUCCAUACAAUCUCUCAAUCGUCACUAAUUCCGGGGAAGAUAAUAUUGAUAUCAGAUACGAUAUUGUUAAAAGACCACAAUAUGGAGCUAUUCAACGGUUGCGACAAGUCGAUUCUUCAUGGGUGAAUGUGGAAUGGUUUAGCGAUAGUCAAUUGCUGCUCAGUCAUGUACGAUAUGUUCAUAAUAUUGGUACUCCGUGGCAGGAUGUCUUCAAGUUUGUUGCAUCGCAUGGAUUGGUUACUACACAAAUCUUUGACUUUCGUAUUACUUUUACCAGUCUUCGUAUAACUUCGAACAAACAAUCUGUAAUAUCAAUAAACGGUUCCAAGGAGUUCAUAUUCAACAACGAUGUGCUCCUUUUCGAAACGGUACCUCUGCCAACAUUUCCACGGAACAUCAUCUAUAAAAUAAUUCAACCGACUAAAUAUGGAUCAAUUUUCGUAGAAGGCUCACGUAAGUUUGCGAAGGAAAUGGAUUCAUUCACUCAGCAGGAUGUGGAUAAAAAUCGAAUUCGUUAUGCUUUACAUCGCACGUCGUACUCGUACUUUGUUGACUAUCUUGACUUCAUGGUCUCUGUAAUGGAGUGUGAAAAUGUCAUAGGGAAGCUGAAGAUAAUUUUCACACCUCAGAAAGAGUUGGAGAAAAAGUUGUCGUUCCAAAACAAACAGCUUUUGCGAGUUCAAGAAGGUGAUCGAGCACUCAUAAGUAAAAAUAACUUCGAAAUUGCGUUCAAUAUUUACGAAAGCCUGAAUUUUUCAAUUUCCAAUCCUCCACAUCAUGGAAGCCUUUGCCAUCAAGAUACAAACACUUCGAAGCUUGAGACAAUGACAGUUUUCACCCUUGAGCAAUUGUUUCUAAAUGAAAUCUAUUACUGUCACGAUGACACGGAAUCCCAAGAAGAUUCCUUCAGCUUGCUGAUACUCUCAAAUAAAGAAGCUGACAUGCAGUUUGUGUGUCAGAUUGAUAUUCAAAUCAAGCUUUUAAAUGACAAUCCACCAUACCGCACCGUCGAUCGAAUUUUCCAUGUGGUUCGUGGUUCGGUUCGAACCAUAAAUCAAGACGAACUACAAUACAUGGACUCUGACGUUAACACCAAUCUGUCAGAUAUUCAUUUUAUUCAUGUGUCAAGUACGAACGGUGGGUUCUAUAAAUCAGGGGUGUAUAUGGAUCAUUUCAGUCAGGAUGACAUAGACAAUAGGCGAAUUGUUUUCCAACAUUCGGGACCCGAUAUUGGAACGGCUUCUUUUAUUGUUAGUGAUGGCCAAUAUGAAUCAACUGGAGUUCUGGAGAUUCAUGCGUCUGAUCCAUUUGUCUCAAUGCUUCCUACAAAUGCUACUACUGUGCAGGAAGGGAAAUUUGUCAUCCUUCGAAAUAGAGAUUUUGUUUUGGAAACAAACCUGGACAUAAAACUCGAUGGAAUUCAUUAUGAAGUAAUAACUCCACCUUCGUAUGGUAUUCUUAUGUAUUUGGGAAGAAGAACAAAUGAUUCUGUCCAUAUUAAAUCUUCGAAUCUAACAUCGCUAACUAAUUUCACUCAUUUGGAUGUGGAAAGAGAUCGAUUGGUUUAUUGGAAUACUGAAGUUGCUUCAAUGGAUAAGGUUCGGUACCGAGUUUUAAUAAAAAAUACUGUUGCUGAAGGUGAAGUCAUAUUUCGAAUAUAUCCAUCAGCUUAUUGGGAAAAUCUACUCAUUAAAAAAAAUGAAACGUUAUACGUUGAAGAGUCUACUAGUGUAUUGCUGUCGAGAGAUAUUCUAGAGGUUUCUCAUCCCAAUAUAUCACCUGGUGAUAUCACAUUUCUAGUAACUUCUUCACCUAUGCACGGAUAUUUGGAAAUGCAAUCAAUGAGCUUUGAUGACGAAUAUAACUGCAAGGUAUUUGACCAAUCCGCUAUAAAUACCAACAAAAUGUUCUACAUCCAAGCUGGAGUCAAUCAGUCAACUGAUUAUUUUGUUUUCGACGUUACUAAUGGAAUAACAUGGUUAAGAAACCUCAUGCUCAAAAUAAUUAUCAUUCCGGAAAGACUGUAUAUGAUAACAAGUACUGUAGUUGUUGUUGAAGGAAAAACUGUACAACUUUAUGCGACAGACAUUCAACCAUUUUCUGAGUAUUAUAAAAAUAAAAUAUUAGAAUACAAGAUCAUAGAAAGUCCAUCCUCUGGAUUUGUUAUGGCUGGAAACUCAAAAGUCAAGCGCUUCACUCAAAAACAACUCGAAAUAGGAUCCAUCCAAUAUGUUCACAACGGAAAUGAAAAUUCUUCAGAUACAAUUACGCUGAUUGCUUUAGCAAGAAGCAAGGAAAGUGUGCCAUUUGUUCUUAAAAUUUCAGUUAGUCCGGUAAACGAUGAAGUUCCUUACAUUGCUGUUAACACAGGUUUGCAAGUAUGGCAAGGUGGAAAGUACAUUAUCAAAAGCAGUGAUUUAUCGGCACAGGACCAUGACACACCUCCGGAAAAUCUAACAUUCAUAGUAAAUCAUAUUUAUGGUGGUUUUUUGGCACUCAAGACUGAUGUAAAUAGAAAAAUACAUCAAUUUACCCAAGAGGAUAUAAAUAAGGAAGUUGUUCAAUUUGUCCACGAUACAAAUGCUAGGAAGACUGAAAUCUCAUUUAUAGUAAAUGAUGGUCUAUUCAAUACAACCGAACAGCUUUUAAAUAUAGCCAUAAAGCCUGUAGUAAUCAUUGAAGAGCAUAACGAAAAUCUACAUGUCUUUCCGCUAACAAGAAAGCAAAUCUUACGAGAUCAUUUGGCAUUCAAAUGCUCGGAUGAGGAACGAAAGAUUCAGCUUAACAUAACUAUGCCUCCUAAUCUCGGAAGAAUUCUUUAUGAAUCGUUGGAAAACGGCCACACUACACAAGUAACAGAAUUUACUCAAGACGACAUCGAUAAUGGAAGGAUUUUUUACGAACAUACUGCCGUGAUUUACGAAUUCCGUGUUAACGAUUCAUUUUACUUUGACGUUGCUGCAGCGGAAUCUGAUCGAUUGCUGAAUCAAAAGUUUAGCAUAGAAAUAUCAGUAUCGUCUGGAGGACUUUUACGGUUCUUACCAAUACCUCAAAUAACAGUCGAUGAAGGUGGAACUGCACCAAUAAGAUUGGAUUUCAGCAAAAUUUAUGAGUACUUAAAGACAAGGGCAGGCAUAAAUAAUCCAGAAUUGUAUAUUGAAGUACCGAAGAAGCCUAGUCAUGGCCGUAUUGGAGUUGGAAAUGAUAUGAAGAUAGAAAAUCGAAUAAGUACAACAGAUUUUUCGAAGAAAAAUGUCUUCUACGAACAUGAUCAUACAGAUACCUUAGAAGACUCUAUUUUGAUGUCGGUUUAUCUAUCUCAAGGAGUAAUUUUUCUGUGCAACCUGUCAAUUCCAGUCUCCAUUACACCCAUCAACGAUCAACCAUUUACACUUAUCACACAUGCCCCACACAUGAUUGUUGUCGAGAGUGAAAAUAGAACCAUAACCAGAAAUAUGUUGCUUACUGAAGACAAGGACACUUCUCCCGAAGGAAUACUUUAUGAAGUUAUGAGCGGUCCUACGCUUGGAGUUCUCAAAAAGACCUCUCCCGAUGGCGAAGCUCACGAAUUGAUAGUUCAUUCAAAUCAAUUUACUCAAGCUGAUAUAAACAAUAAUCGAAUAACAUAUGUACACUUUGGGAACCCUCAAGUAACUAAAUUUCACUUUACCGUAUCCGAUGGACAUUUUGAUCCAGCAUAUGAAAUAUUUACAAUUAAAGUAGAUCCCAUUAAAAUUCUACCAACUGAAAAACAAACUCCAGUCCUAAUUCAGCAAGGUGGAACAACCGCUACAUUACAAGUGAUCAAUAUUGCUCUGAAGACCAAUGUGAAGCAGAACCGUCUUUUGUACAAUGUUACAAACUCACCUUUGUACGGUAUAAUAGUCCUAAGGCACCAGCCAACUCUUAGAUUCAGCCAAGAUCUUCUAGAGGAUUCACAAAUCAGUUACAUGCAGACUGACUUGAGCAGAUCAAACGACACUUUUCAAGUAUAUGCUUAUGUUCCAAAUACAAACUAUGGCACUGUUGUUGAUGUUGUGGUUUUUGUAGAACCUGCUAUUAAGAUCAAUGACAUAUGCUUGCAAAAUAGCGAAAGGGUUCGACUUGAGACUUCAUUAAUUGCUGAUAAUCCACUCUUAGCUAAAAUGAAUAAGUUAAAUGCAAAGUUCAUAAUCACACGCACCCCCAACUCAGGGCAAAUUACGAAGAUCAUCAGAAGUUCUGGAGAUUUUGAAAGCCAAAACGAAAGAAACACAAAUACAUUCUCCUACAAGGAACUCAAAAGUGGGGUUAUUUUCUUCGUUCCACAUGAAAGCAAUAAUAAAAAGCUCCCAGAUAUGUUUGAAUACAGUUUGAUAAUUAAAACCGUUCAACCCGCUCAAGGAGUUGUGAACAUAGAUUACUACAAGAAAAUAGGGAACACAAACUUGGCUACCAUCGAAAGUGAACAAUAUUCCGUGAACUACAUGGCUAUUGUUUAUAUUUGUAUACUCGUGCUUAUAAUAGUUCUAAUAGCCUUACUUGCAUUUAAACUUCGUUGCCUGAAGAAGAACCAAAUGAAUCUAUGCAAAGAGCAACCUCCAGCCUUACCAUGUCCUCCGGAUCUGACAUCAGUCAGCCCAACUCACAAUUACAACAAUUCUGAAGUUGACUCGAUACCUGCUACAGCUGCCUCCACACCCUUGCCAUGUUUCAGCAAUAUACCACACUGCAAAGUGAUGCGUGUAGAAAGUUAUAAAGUUAGUGGCACUGAUUAUGAUGAAUAUGAUAAUGACAAUGAUUACGACCUAAAGGACGAUCAGAGGGAGAUUCAGCACAUGGUACCGAAUCCGUAUCAGCAUUCGUAUGGAGAUAAUGAUACGUGGAGUUCUUCUUGUGAUAUGACUAAUGAUUUAGGAUACUCAACAGUAAAGUCAAACCAGCCGUCCAGUAAUCCACUUCUAAGACGAAACCAAUAUUGGGUAUAGUUUGAGUACAUAUUUAGGAAGAGAAAGUGACUGAUCAAUUCAGAAUAUAAGAACAUUUGGUUUUUUAAUUGUAUGUAUACAGCAUAUUUGAAGACAUUUUAAUUUUUAAAAAUAUAUACAUGUGUAUCUAUUAUUGGUUUUGACUGAUUAUGAUGAGUGUAUGACUGUAGUUUUUUUUUUUAAUUUUGAUAUAUUUUUGGCAUCU